This is a messenger RNA of Echinops telfairi (small Madagascar hedgehog), 1279 nucleotides long. RefSeq names its product transmembrane protein 120A (gene TMEM120A). The record is from RefSeq and is a predicted model, not a curated record. Lineage: Eukaryota; Metazoa; Chordata; Mammalia; Afrosoricida; Tenrecidae. Gene Ontology annotation, biological process: fat cell differentiation. The transcript is spliced from 12 exons. Gene Ontology annotation, cellular component: membrane. The coding region runs from base 33 to 1064 and encodes 343 amino acids.
UUGUGGCGCCGUCCUCUACGCUCCUGGCAGCCAUGCAGCCUCCGCCCCCGGGCCCGUUGGGCAACUGCUUGCGGGACUGGGAGGCUCUGCAGCAGGACUUCCAGAGCAUCCAGGAGGCCCACCGGCUGUACCGCCUGAAGCUGGAGGAGCUGACCAAGCUGCAAGGCAACUGCACCAGCGCCAUCAGCCGGCAGAAGAAGGCCCUCCAAGAGCUGGCCAGAGUCCUGAGGAAAUGCAAGCCCUCCCUCCCGGCCGAGGCCAAGGAGGCUGCGCAAGAGCUGGAGAACCAGAUCAAAGAGCGCCAGGGACACUUCUUCGACAUGGAGGCCUACCUGCCCAAGAAGAACGGGCUGUACCUUAGCCUGGUCCUGGGUAAUGUCAACGUGACACUCCUCAGCAAGCAGGCCAAGUUUGCCUACAAGGACGAGUACGAGAAGUUCAAGCUCUACCUCACCAUCAUCCUCAUCCUCAUCUCCUUCACCUGCCGCUUCCUCCUCAACUCCAGGGUGACAGAUGCUGCCUUCAACUUCCUGCUGGUCUGGUACUACUGCACCCUGACCAUCCGAGAGAGCAUUCUCAUCAACAAUGGCUCCCGGAUCAAAGGCUGGUGGGUGUUUCACCACUAUGUCUCCACCUUCCUGUCGGGAGUCAUGCUCACCUGGCCUGAUGGCCUCAUGUACCAGCGGUUCCGGAACCAAUUCCUGUCAUUCUCCAUGUACCAGAGCUUCGUCCAGUUCCUGCAGUAUUACUACCAAAGCGGCUGCCUGUACCGCCUGCGGGCCCUGGGCGAGCGGCACACCAUGGACCUGACCGUGGAGGGCUUCCAGUCCUGGAUGUGGAGAGGUCUCACCUUCCUGCUGCCCUUCCUUUUCUUUGGACAUUUCUGGCAGCUCUUUAACGCCCUAACCCUGUUCAACCUGGCCCAAGACCCUCAGUGCAAGGAAUGGCAGGUGCUCAUGUGCGCCUUCCCCUUCCUCCUCCUCUUCCUCGGCAACUUCUUCACCACCCUGCGGGUGGUUCGCCACAAGUUCCACAGCCAGUGGCAGGGCACCAAGAAGGAAUGAAGCUGGUUCCGGCAGCCCGGGGCGUGCUGCAUCCCCCCUGCUCCGCUGGGAGACACCUAGUGUGGGAGGCUCUCUCGCCCACUCUUCCCUGGGUGUUGUGGACUCUGUGGGCCCCAAAGGCGAUGUUGGGAGAGGACAAGCUGGGCAUGUGUGGUGCCCCAACCCCCUCCGUCCUGGCAAGAGGCCAGGACCCUCAAUAAAGAAGACACAAGGGG